Molecule: messenger RNA, 282 nt
Organism: Gongylonema pulchrum
Lineage: Eukaryota; Metazoa; Nematoda; Chromadorea; Rhabditida; Gongylonematidae
Source: the annotation of a GenBank genome assembly
AUGAUGCGCAUCCGUAGUGAUACACAAGAAAUGAAUGGCGAGCGAUGUGAUGGGUACCAGCGGUGUAGUAUCCCGGUAAACAGCGAGGAACUCGGUGAUCCAUGUCCGGAUACUGAAAAAUACCUGGAACUUCAGUACGAAUGCAACGAGAAAAUACCUGCAGCGACAACGACAACAACUACGUCAACCCUACCUACGACAACAACAGCACGGAAUUUGACAGCGUUUUCAAUCAUUGCAAUGCCAGCAGCAGCAUCUUCUACCUCAUCAGCUGCCACGUGA